AUGAAAGGUGCAAAAGGGGAUGGAGGAAAGUCUGCACCUUGUAAUUGCAAGUUACAGGUGAGAUAUUCCUUUGAUGAUUUUACAAGGUUCGUAUACACCGGCCGUACACGAUAAAAAAGUGAAAGCGAUGGAAUCGAACUCAAGAAGUCAGAAAAUAUAUAAUAUUUUGUGAGCUUAGUAAAAUAGCUGAUAGCGAACGUAAAGCGGAAGAAGAAAUAAUAAAUACGAAGUGCAAAAAUGAAUCCUUGCAUGUUCGUUGUCUAUCCCCCUGAAAACUAGCAGGUAGUGAAGUGAACAAGGAAGUUCCAUUUCUCAUUUCGAAUUGCAAAGUUCCUUUGGACUUCAGGGGUUCAGUUUAUGCCGAAAUUCAACCUUCUGUAGUCGGGGAAAACGCAAAGUUCUGAAGUAUUACCUAGAGACAAGUAUCGACAUUUCUAAAAGAACAGUGAGAAUUCCGCCUCUAACAAAUAAUUAGGCCCCCAUUCAGUGUUAGCACUUCCAUGGUAAAUGAGUCAUUGCCUUUUUAUCUUUGUUAUUUAAAGUCGGAUUUCAGAUUUAUUUAUCUUACUGUAUGCUCUUUAUCCCGUCUCUUCAAGGAUCCAAACAAACCGUCGGCUCACAUUGAGGGAGCUAAUAAAGGGGAUGUCACUUACCAAGUCAACAAAGGUAUCGGUCAUAAUAGCGAUAUCUUUGUUUAUGGAUGCUAUUAUUUUGAUUUUGUCACCGUCCAUAUUCUCAAGCUGAUAUGCGUUGCAUGCGGACACUCAUUUGUUAUCUGGUUACUGGUCAGGCAAUGAAUGACAUGUUGAUAAUUUUCUGGGAACUUUUCCUAGGUUUCAUAGGGCCGGGUUCUUUUAAAAUUACAUGAAUUUAAAUAAUAAUAAUAAUGAUAAACAAUUUUCCAAAGCGUAAAACGCAUAAAUUUACUCCUGUUUGGAAUUUUAUCUUUAGUAACGCCGCUUUCCAUACAGCUUUUAUUUCAUCUUGUCACCCAUCUUCCACUUGUUUCAUUAUAAAAACUGCAAUUUGGGCCACCGGGCGGACCCACUGCGGCGGACCCAAACGUUAGACUUACCGCACUGUUGUUUGAUGGUUUUGCAGUAAUCAAAGACUGGACUCUAAGUGCUCCCUACAGCCAUCUCGCAGGCGGUAUGAAGUAUAAAGACGGAAAACUUACUGUACCCAUCCCUGGACGUUAUUACAUUUAUGAACAAAUUUACUGGCGUGGCUAUAGAGGAAAGCCUGUCAGAAUUUCUAUCCUUCUGAACAACAAAGUGAUCGCCAUGGCUCAUCCACCAAUGAACUCGCUGCGAAGGGACGAGUUUACGAUUUCCACAGGUGGGGUGUUUCAUCUUAAAGCUGGUGACGUCAUUACCGUGGCCGCCACGCACUAUGCUGGGAUAGCCUACAUGAAAACUUACCACAGCUUUUUUGGCGCGUUCUUGAUUUGA
Messenger RNA from Porites evermanni, 1451 nucleotides. Lineage: Eukaryota; Metazoa; Cnidaria; Anthozoa; Scleractinia; Poritidae. The record is from the annotation of a GenBank genome assembly.